Molecule: messenger RNA, 623 nt
Organism: Girardinichthys multiradiatus
Lineage: Eukaryota; Metazoa; Chordata; Actinopteri; Cyprinodontiformes; Goodeidae
Gene: fabp4b
Product: fatty acid binding protein 4b
Exons: 4
Coding region: 152-556 (134 amino acids)
Biological process (GO): fatty acid transport
Cellular component (GO): cytosol; nucleus
Molecular function (GO): fatty acid binding
Source: RefSeq, a predicted model, not a curated record
UUCCAAGACAACGAGAACCCCUGCUGAUGAUUGGUUGUUUGGAGUUAUUCCCGCACUGAUUGUGGCUUGUAAUAAACGAAGUUUGUUACGGUCUUCUUUUCUCUCUGAAGUCUUUGGUCAUUUUAGGUGGCUGAGCUCCUUAUCUGACAUCAUGGUUGAGCAGUUUGUUGGAAAGUGGACUCUAGUUUCCAGCGAGAACUUUGAUGAAUACAUGAAAGCAGUCGGUAUGAGCUUUGCCACGCGGCAGAUGGGCAACCUGGCCAAGCCUAACCUGGUGAUCAGCGUGGGUGAUGAUGGGGUUAUUUCAAUAAAGGCUGAGAGCACUUUAAAGACGACCGCGAUUAAGUUCAAGCUGAAUGAGGAGUUCGAUGAGACGACAGCAGAUGGUCGCAGCGCGAGGUCCAUCUUCACCAUUGAGAAUGGGAAACUUGUGCAGAAACAGUCCUGGGAUGAAAAGACUACAACUCUGGAGAGAGAGGUUCAAGAUGGAAAACUUAAAGCUAAAUGCAUAAUGGAAGAUGUUGUUGCUGUUAGGACAUAUGAAAAAGCAGCAUAACCUCCUUUUGACAACACAGAUGAAUGCAUUGAGUUAUCCGAAGAUCUAAAUAAAACUUGUGAUGCUA